Aureobasidium vineae is the source of this 714-nucleotide messenger RNA. Lineage: Eukaryota; Fungi; Ascomycota; Dothideomycetes; Dothideales; Saccotheciaceae. The record is from the annotation of a GenBank genome assembly.
AUGCGCGCGACACUAUCAACACUCAGCCGCAACAGCGCGUCCCUCAGCCUGCGAACACCUCUACGCGCCUCGACACCACUCUCCUUCCGAACCCUCACACCUACCAUCGUCCGCAAAAUCUCAACGACGACUCCCCACCGCGAAAGUCCCAAUGUCACAUCUCGCGAGACCCUUCUACCUCAAACUCACUACGAUUUCUUCCCCUCGCUAGGUCCAGAUGCUCUCCCACCAAAAGGUCCCUUUGCCCUCGACCUCUCCCUCCUGCGCAAAGAGUUCCUCCAACUACAAGCAAAAGCUCACCCAGACCUCGCACCACAAGAGAAGAAACGCCAGGCCGAAGCCUUGAGUUCGCGCAUCAAUGAGGCAUACAAGACUCUCCAGAAUCCAUUGUUACGGGCACAAUAUCUAUUGGAGAUGAGAGGGAUCGAUGUAGCUGGUGACGAGACAGCAAAAGUUGAGGAUCCAGAACUCUUGAUGGAGGUUUUGGAAACGAGGGAGAUUAUCGAGGAGGCUGCUACUGAGGAAGAGUUGCAGCCGUUGAAGGAGAUGAACGAGAGGAGGAUUGCCGCUAGUGUUGGCGUGCUCGAAGAGGCAUUCCAGAAGGAUGACAUGGACGCUGCAAAAGAGGAGGCUGUCAAGCUGAGAUACUGGGUCAACAUUAGGGAGAGUGUUGAUGCUUUUGAGCCUGGCAAGCCUGUUGUGUUGAUUCAUUAG